Messenger RNA from Adelges cooleyi (spruce gall adelgid), 1668 nucleotides. It is a transcript of the gene 128up, whose product is annotated as GTP-binding protein 128up. The transcript is spliced from 8 exons. Gene Ontology annotation, molecular function: GTPase activity; GTP binding. Gene Ontology annotation, cellular component: cytoplasm. NCBI's taxonomy places the organism in Eukaryota, Metazoa, Arthropoda, Insecta, Hemiptera, Adelgidae. Bases 230 to 1333 code for a protein of 367 amino acids. The record is from RefSeq and is a predicted model, not a curated record. Gene Ontology annotation, biological process: cytoplasmic translation.
GUAACAGGACUAACUACUUAGUACCUAAUUAGUAGUUACAACUCUUAUAUAUUUGGAUUUUGUAAAAUUCACAUUAAUUUAGUAUUUAGUACUUCUUAUUGAUUAUUGACUAUAAUUUUGUAUUUUGAUGUUUUCAAAUUUUAACCUUAUCAAUAGGGUGUUUUGGAUGGUGUAACGUUAUAGAGUUUUUAAAUUAGUAUUUGCCUCUGCUUAAAAGCAAUAUUCAAGUAUGUCGACUAUUUUGGAAAGGAUUACUGCCAUCGAGGCCGAGAUGGCUCGAACUCAAAAAAAUAAAGCUACAGCUGGACAUUUGGGCUUGUUAAAGGCACGUAUUGCAAAGUUACGUCGGGAACUUAUUACACCAAAAGGUGGUGGCGGUGGCACUGGAGAAGGAUUUGAUGUUGCUAAAACUGGAGAUGCUAGAAUUGGAUUUGUAGGUUUUCCUUCUGUUGGGAAGUCAACUUUAUUGAGUAACUUAGCUGGUGUUUAUUCGGAAGUUGCUGCCUAUGAGUUUACUACGUUAACAACUGUUCCUGGGUGUAUUAAAUAUAAAGGAGCAAAAAUCCAGCUUCUAGAUUUGCCUGGUAUCAUUGAAGGUGCUAAAGAUGGUAAAGGUCGAGGUCGUCAAGUUAUAGCUGUAGCUCGUACAUGCUCAUUAAUUUUUAUAGUCUUAGAUGUUCUUAAGCCUUUAAAACAUAAAAAAUUGAUUGAACAUGAAUUGGAAGGUUUUGGACUUAGACUGAAUAAACAGCCGCCCAAUAUUGUAUUUCGUAGAAAAGAUAAGGGUGGUAUAAACUUACAAACUAUGGUACCUCAAAGCGAAUUGGAUUUAGAUACCGUAAAAACCAUAUUGUCUGAAUAUCGUAUUCAUAAUGCUGAUAUAACUCUUCGGUAUGAUGCCAACUCUGAUGAUCUUAUUGAUGUAGUGGAAGGAAAUCGCAUUUAUUUGCCAUGCAUUUACAUUCUGAAUAAAAUAGAUCAAAUAAGCAUUGAAGAAUUAGAUAUAAUUUAUAAGAUACCACAUACUGUACCCAUAAGUGCUCAUCAUAAAUGGAACUUUGACGACCUCUUAGAAAAAAUGUGGGAGUAUUUGAAAUUAGUUAGAAUCUACACAAAGCCAAAAGGUCAACUUCCAGAUUAUGGAUCGCCUAUUGUUUUACAUAACGAAAGAAAAAGUAUUGAAGAUUUUUGUAAUAAACUUCAUCGAACAAUUGCUAAAGAGUUUAAAUAUGCCCUUGUUUGGGGUUCAUCUGUAAAACACAUGCCACAAAAAGUUGGAAAAGAUCAUGAAUUAAAUGAUGAAGAUGUUGUACAAAUUGUGAAGAAAAUAUAAAAACUUUCUGAUACACAAAAAAAAAAAGAAAUUAUUAAACAAUGUUACUUUCAAAAGUUUAGAAUGUUAGUUUUUGACUAAUUAUUAUCGCUAUCACUAUGAAUACUUCCUGACUUCUCUGCUCUCGAAGUUGAUAGAUCACCAUCAGAGGCUAAAACAUUAGAAUCUUCUUCAUCAUCUAACAUUAAAUCGGAAUCUGUGUCGCUGUCUGAUAGUCUGUCAAACAUGCCACGAUUUCUAUUUGUUGCAGCACUACUAACUAUAAAUUACAACAAUUAUGAAUUGUUAAGUGAAUAUGUAACUUAAUAAUAUAAAUGCUUUAAUUUUUUUUUUAA